UUUUGCGAAAACAAAGUUAGACGCUUCUGGUUUCAGUUCGUAGGCGGCGCAUUUUGAAAGGGACCCGUUGAAGCUAUAUAUGAAGGGUCUCAAUGAGAGCGACAAGUUAAACCAUUCUCGCAUUAAUCGUGCUGUCUUGUACAUGUUACGUCAGGCAUAUAGAAAGUCAUGGAAUUCAGGCUUGAUUGUAUGCCGGAGGAGGAGAAAGCCACGAUGACAGACCAGGGAUUGUUAGCUGCUCUAAUUAUACGGGACAGGAAUGAAAACAAGAAAAUACUGUAUUGUGUUGCUUGCAGCAUGGUUGCAGCUGUGGUGCUGAUCACCCUGCCGUUUUAUUUGUUUUUUUUCAUCAAACUGGAUGCAGCAGGGGCAGCUUUGGUUCCUUUAAAUAUUGCUGAAAACAGUGCACCCAGUUCUAGGAUUUCCCAGCCUCGCGAGAUACCGGUACCCAAAGCUCAUCUGACCGCGAUGGCACGCAGUUUAACAAGUUCUGAAGAAGUUGAAAACCAAUUUCUACUAUGGGAACACCAACAUGGACAGGCUUUCCUGAAGAAUGGCUUGGAUUACCAGGACAAUGCACUGGUCUUCCCCAUAAGUGGAGAUUACUUUGUUUACGCUCAAGUCACAUUUCGAGAGAUUUACAAGAAAGAAAAAUGUGAACCUAGGAUGCUGAAACAGACCAUCACCAAAGUGACUGAUAAGUACCCAGUACCCACAGAGCUUGCGACUGCCAGCAAGUCUGUGUGCGAGACUGGUAUGUGGGUAAAGACCAUCUAUGUUGGUGCAAUUUUUCACCUUGAUAAAGGAGAUAGGCUGAAAGUUAAUGUCAGUAGCAUUAGCUUGGUAGAUUUAACUAGUGAGAAAAAAACAUUCUUUGGUGCGUAUUUACUGCAAAGCAGGCAGCUUGAUUAAAUGGCAAUUAAAAACUCUUUGCCUCUUCCCUAUUUCACAAUUUCAAACUGUAUUUUAAACAUGGAUGUUCAGAUAAUGACACAUUUAGUAAAUUGCUCCCAAGCUGUACUUGAUUCUUAUGAAGCUCAAGAUUAUAAAGAAGAUAUGACCAUGCAUACAUAUAUAAUUAUUACAUAGGCAUAUUAAAUUUACUGUUGUUAUACAACAAGUAUGUAGUGUACUACAUUUAUCUUUACCAAUUCAUUUGGAUAGAACAAAAACACUAUUUGUAUGGUAUGUAAAAAAAAAACACAAAUUGCAUACAGAUCCGAAUCGUAAAUGAUUACAAAGUGCUUCUUGUUUUAAAGCAGCAUUUAGUUGCUAAAUUUGUGUGGAAUGUUCUGAACUGCAGCCUGAGGGUAUGGAUGGGUUACCUAGCCAUUACCGAGCCUUUAAUACCCAACUUGACAAAGUUGUGAGGGCAGUCAGCUAGGAACUGGACGAGCACAGAUGGGCGGAAGAUCUUGUUUGUAAAUUUUCUGAUGUUUUUUUUAUAUGUGGUCAUUUGUUCUCUUCUAACAAGUUAAAGGAUCUUUAAACUUUGGAUGUGAAUUCUUACUUAACUAUAUUUAUUUUGUGAAUACAUUAAUGUAAAAAAAGUUAUAUUUAAAAGAGGAAAUUAAUAUCCAGUCUACCAAACAAUGUGAGGAACACAUUGCUAAACCCACAUGUUCUUAGUCUGGCAUUCUCAAUCCUAAAAUGUCUAUUGUCAUAUUGUAGGGGUGAAUGAUUUAAAAAAUAAAAAUGUAACUUGAUAUAGGGGUUCCACAAUAUACUUUGUUCCUUAUAGUUUGAAAACAGCAUGCACUAAACAAAGUCACAGCAUUCCCUAUCGGAUGCCACAGUUAGACCAGUCUGUUGUGUUUUAUGAAUAUGCAGUUCUUUGUUUGGUAGACUUGUAUAAGAUGUGCCAGUGCAGAUACGACAUCUCAUCAUUGUAAUUAUUAUGUUGAGAAACAGACCCCUGGCAAAUUGUGGGUUAGCUUAUCUGUGGCUUUAUGGUUGCAUGGUAAAAAGAAAAAAAACUAUUUAUUAUAUACAUAUACUGCAACAUUUUUUUAUAAAAUUUGAAGCCAUGUACAAGACGUGCUUACAUAUUUAAGAGGAUUCCUAUCCAGCAAUCUCUUUAGCUGAAAAGAUUCUUAUUUAACUUGUGAGCUUGAAUCUGAGCAGUUGAAACUCAGCUAUGGUGUAAUAAACUUAUUUGUGAUAUAUAAACUUGUUGUGUGUGAUGAACUUAUUUGUGACACUAUAAAAGUUAGGUUUUACAAAAAUAAAACCAUGAUUAUUUUUCAAGCCAUUCCUGAGUACAAUGUUCAUUUGUAUGAUUUAUAAUGUUAAUACGUCAUGUGUAGGGGGACUCUUAUUGUAUAAGAAAUGUCAUUUCACACCGUUUGAGCAGCCAGAACUGCUCCGCUUUGCAGUCCUCUCAUCUAAACUGCAUGAGACGACAUCUCUUAAUCAAUGAGACACCCUGCACACAAUAUAAUAACUUCCAUUAUAAAUUAUUGUUAUGGUGAUGCUAUGAACGUCACGCCAUAGUGAUGAAGAUGAUAAACGUGUGCUUCUACUGCUAAAACCCUUGUAGGUUUAAUACAGUAUGUAAUUGUAAAAACUAGGGAUGGGUCAGUGUAGUGGAAUACACAAUUACAUGAAAAUAAAUUUAAAAAAAAAACUGUUUGAAUAGCCUUACAUAUUUGAGUACAUGAAAAAGCCUUCUAUAUUAGCUACUUGUAGAAUAAUUGAUCUAGCAAGUGCUAAAAGAUGGAAGCCAAAUGUGGGUAACAUUGAAAUUAGAAAGCUAAUUUAACUUUAUGAUGAAUAUACUAAAUGCUAAAUAAAACAACACAAUGACCAAUAAGAAAAAGGACAGUACUUAAGAACAUAAGAACAUAAGAAA
Messenger RNA from Polyodon spathula (Mississippi paddlefish), 2851 nucleotides. RefSeq names its product tumor necrosis factor ligand superfamily member 15-like. NCBI's taxonomy places the organism in Eukaryota, Metazoa, Chordata, Actinopteri, Acipenseriformes, Polyodontidae. The coding region runs from base 169 to 912 and encodes 247 amino acids. Gene Ontology annotation, biological process: immune response. Gene Ontology annotation, cellular component: membrane. Gene Ontology annotation, molecular function: tumor necrosis factor receptor binding. The record is from RefSeq and is a predicted model, not a curated record. The transcript is spliced from 4 exons.